Molecule: messenger RNA, 456 nt
Organism: Paraphaeosphaeria sporulosa
Lineage: Eukaryota; Fungi; Ascomycota; Dothideomycetes; Pleosporales; Didymosphaeriaceae
Exons: 2
Coding region: 1-456 (151 amino acids)
Source: RefSeq, a predicted model, not a curated record
AUGUUUCCAAACUGUCGCCCGAAAUGUGCUCUUCAGCUGCUUCGCGAGCGCGUGCUGGAAUACCGCACUCGCCGUCUUGCCCGCUAUGUCGGCAUAUUUGAAACCCCUGCGGAGGCGAGCAGGCCAUGGAGGUACGCGAUUUCAAAGCCCUUCCAGGAUUACCACACACUCAAUCAAGAGUAUGGCUCCAGCUUUGAGACUAAGCCUGAGUUCAGCAACCCCAAAGACGAGCACAAGUUCUUAUCUGUUGUCGGUAGAAGAAGUAAUGGAGCGUUUCCAGUUGCACAAAGUUCUGCAGUGCCGCCGGACGAGGAAGAUCUGCCUUACUUGCUCUACUCGAAGCAUGCUUCACGAUGGCUUCGGCGAUGGACCGGUGCAGGCUGGACGAGUGGGUCUUCAUCGAAGUGUGCGAGAAGAUUCGAGACCAGCCAAACGGGUUUUCUUAAGCAACGUUGA